Hemiscyllium ocellatum (epaulette shark) is the source of this 2152-nucleotide messenger RNA. It is a transcript of the gene rbmx2, whose product is annotated as RNA binding motif protein X-linked 2. The record is from RefSeq and is a predicted model, not a curated record. Gene Ontology annotation, biological process: mRNA splicing, via spliceosome. Bases 50 to 1189 code for a protein of 379 amino acids. Gene Ontology annotation, molecular function: RNA binding. Lineage: Eukaryota; Metazoa; Chordata; Chondrichthyes; Orectolobiformes; Hemiscylliidae. The transcript has 6 exons. Gene Ontology annotation, cellular component: U2 snRNP; catalytic step 2 spliceosome; precatalytic spliceosome.
UCCUGCUCCUGUGGUUGUCCAGGAAGAGGAGCUGCUGUGGUGCUGCAAAAUGAAUCCACUCACAAAAGUGAAGCUCAUCAAUGAGCUAAAUGCAAGGGAGGCGGAGUUGGGAGUUCAAGAUAAAGUGUCGUGGCAUUCAGAGUACAAGGACAGUGCAUGGAUCUUUCUGGGUGGCUUGCCCUAUGAAUUAACUGAAGGAGACAUUAUCUGUGUGUUUUCACAGUAUGGCGAGAUUGUUAACAUCAAUUUAGUUCGAGAUAAGAAGACUGGAAAAUCAAAAGGCUUCUGCUUUAUCUGCUAUGAGGAUCAGAGAAGCACCAUUUUGGCUGUGGACAACUUUAAUGGAAUCAAGAUUAAGGGAAGGACCAUCCGUGUUGACCAUGUAGCCAAUUACCGUCCUCCAAAUGAUGGAGAUGAUGUUGAUGCUGUGACUAAAAAACUGAGAGAGGAAGGCUGUGCACCUAAAGCACCUCCAUCAGCACCAGAUUCCUCAGAGUCCUCUGAAGAGGAUGUUAGCUCAGUGCCAGCCAAGAAACUGAAGAAAGAAAAGAAAAAGAAAAAGAAAAAGGAAAAAAAGGAGAAAAAAGUCAAGGUAAAGAAAGAAGCUGCCUCCAAACAGAUCAUCAAGGGCUCUGGCCGAAACCAAUCACCUCCACCCCCUGUAAGAAUCAAGAGAGAAAGAGAGGAUGUGGAGUAUGAGAAACAUGCCAAAAUGAACCAUGACAUUCAUUGGGAUGGCAGUGUGGACCGCAGGAAUGAAGAAAGAGGAAAAGGAGAUGCAAGGAAACACACAGAUGGAGCUGAUGAAAUGAGAACCAGAGAGAAACACAGAGAAAGGAGCCGACCUAGAAACUCCGAGAGAGAAGAAAAGCGAAACGAUGAUCAAAAUGGUAGAGGAUCUGGCAAUGAAAGGUCAGAGAGAGACAUAAGACACACACACGGUGAUGGGAGAGAGUUGAGAUAUGAUGAGGAAAGGCACAGUGGACAAGGGAAAACGCGAAAAGAAGACAGGAUUGACAGUAAGAAUGAUGAUCGUGAUAAGUACAGGAAAUACAAUCGCAGUAAGAGAGAACAGCGGGAUUCACAUUGUGACAGCAUGAAGCAUAAAGAGUGGAGAUUUGAACAUGACAAAGUCAACCUUAACAAGGGAAGAUACAAUUACAGAGACAGUGAUCAUAAAAGAAACUGAGCAGUUGGACGUUUUCUACAGUUAAACCCAAAACACCUCCCCAUCUGAAAUCUAUGGACAAAAUAAAGUCCCAGCAGUUAAUUACCGAAAUAAAUAUUCUGAAAGCUGCUUUGUUGCAGCUUUUUCUCUAACUAUUUCUUUGUAUAUUUGGACUAUUUUUGCAAUGGAGAGUAUUAAACCCGUUUUCGCUACUGUUGAUUUUUAAAAAUAAAUUUUCAAUAUGCUUAUUUUGUGCUUAUUUUGAAGAUGUCAAAUGAACAGGGUUUUGUUCUUAUUGCAUAUAGCUUGCUGUUCUUCGUGCAAAAGAUUCAUCUUUGAGUGGUGACAGCCUUUUAAAUUGUGGCAGGACAUCCAGCCAAUCCCACGCCUGUUCUUGCUCCAUGUCCUCAAACAGACACUUUCCAGCAGGAGGCACAGGAUAACAAGUGGCAGUGGGAAUACUAGCUGAUUUUCUUUUAGCAUUUUUCCCUGCCUUACAUGCAGGAGAUAAUGAAGCAAUUAUAGUUUUGCAACAGCCAAAUCAACAAAGACCUUGGUAUUGAAACUGUUCCUUGGUCGACAUGGCUCUGAUCCCCACUAGCUACGCAUUUAUCUGUCUAGCUCUGUAUAUUUCUAAUGUUAUUUUAAGGUGACAUUCCUGAUAUUCAGAAUUAUCAAUUUAAAUAGAAACUUUUUCCAUGUUUUGUUUUAAGUGGGGAUAUCACUGCUUACCACAAAGGCUCCUAGUUGUGCAGCACAUUUUUAAAAAGAGAAUGAAAGGAAUGAGUGGAUAUUAUUAGACCUGACAGUGCAAGACUGUCAAUUAAUUGUUACUGAUUCCCUGGAAUUCUCUUUCAGUUGUCAUUAUUGGUGUGUUUCGGGGCAACUCCAGGGUGUAGAAAGUUUGGAAAAACUGAAGCGAUAGAUUGGCCUAUGAACUUACUGUAAGAAGAGCAUUAUUAAAUAAAUUAAAUUUACAAACUA